This is a messenger RNA of Synchiropus splendidus (mandarinfish), 3547 nucleotides long. RefSeq names its product MYC-associated zinc finger protein b (purine-binding transcription factor) (gene mazb). Gene Ontology annotation, cellular component: nucleus. Bases 722 to 1840 code for a protein of 372 amino acids. Gene Ontology annotation, biological process: regulation of transcription by RNA polymerase II. NCBI's taxonomy places the organism in Eukaryota, Metazoa, Chordata, Actinopteri, Syngnathiformes, Callionymidae. The transcript has 7 exons. Gene Ontology annotation, molecular function: DNA-binding transcription activator activity, RNA polymerase II-specific; RNA polymerase II cis-regulatory region sequence-specific DNA binding. The record is from RefSeq and is a predicted model, not a curated record.
CAUAGCGGCGCGAGAGAAGGCGAGGAGGAGGGGGAGAAGAAAGAGGAAUUAAAAAAGAAAAGGAAGAAAGAGACAGGGCGGGAGGGAGGAGGGAGAGAGCGCGGCCGAUAAAAAAAGAAAGAUGACAUCCUCGCAGCUGAAGGGCCGAGGGGGAACCACGGGCCGGUGCCCGGCCACAGCGCCGCUCACGGCGGCCACAGCUUGAAAGCAACACCGAGGCUUCGACAAACACCCGAUCGGCCUAUCGGGCGAAAUCGGAAAACAGAUCCAUAAAUUAAAAUCAAAGCAUGACGUAAUUUGCUGAUAGAUACGAGUGUAAUCAGGAAUAUUUCGUCGUUUUAAAACGCGCUCGUUUUUUUCGUCUUGCUCUCUCGGCAGAUAUCUUGAGGGCGACUGCUUGAUGUUGGUGUUCGCUAGCAGUUAGUAGCGGAGCGACUUUGCGUUUGGGCUCAUUCUUGACUAGUAGGUCUAAGUUGUCCCGGGAGAAGCGGGCCGCCAGUCCGCGUCUGUCGACAGCUGCGCCUGCUUCCAUUGUCGGACAGCAUCAUGCUACCUCGCGGAGAAACGCCGCUGUGAGCUCUUUAUUGUCGCGAAUCUUAUCAGCGGCACCGGCGGCUGAUCGGCACUCGGUCGCAGGCGGGUCGAUCAAAACGAUGCAAAGGCUGCCCUCUUCCAUUACAACCAGAAGCUGACUGUUAAAUGUCCAUCGGGCUGGCGCAAAAUGGAGGCUGCUUGGAGCAAUUUUCUCUUCCAGAAUACUCCCACCCAAAACCAAGUGGAGGAGAGUCUCCAAUCAGAGCUCAUGACGGUGCAAACAGACCCUGAACAGACUCCACCCUCGGAGCACUUGGCUCCGCCUCCCUCGACGGUGGACACCGCUGCUCUCAACGAGGACCCGCUGCCCGUGAAGCCAGUGUCCCGGCCGACCCGAGUGCCACACAUCUGUGCCAUUUGCAACAAGCAGUUCAAGAACAACUACAACCUGCGGCGGCACCAGUCGGUCCACACAGGGCGGCCAGCAAAUCCUAACCCCAACCCCAUCAGGAAGAACCAUGCCUGCGAGACCUGUGGCAAAGCUUUCCGUGACGUCUACCAUCUGAACCGUCACCGCCUGUCCCACUCGGAUGAGAAGCCCUUCUCCUGUCCCAUCUGCCAGCAGCGCUUCAAGAGGAAGGAUCGCAUGAGUCACCAUGUUCGCUCCCACCAGGGUGGCGUGGAGAAACCCUACGUGUGCCCCCACUGCAGCAAGGCUUUCUCAAGGCCAGACCACCUAAACAGCCACGUGCGACAGGUCCACUCCUCAGAGCGUCCUUUUAAAUGUCCGACCUGCGAAUCCAGUUUUGCGACCAAGGAUCGACUGCGUGCCCACAUGAUUCGCCAUGAAGAGAAGGUGCCGUGUCACAUUUGCGGUAAACUGCUGUCGGCUGCUUACAUCACAGAUCACAUGAGGGUGCACAACCAGUCGCAGCACCACGCCUGCCACCUCUGCAACCGCAGCUUCACCACGCUGACGUACCUCCGCGUCCAUGCACAGAAGCACCACGGGCAGGAGUGGAAGGAAAGCCCGGGGGGAUUUGGCGGCACCGCUCCUGGCGGUGUACUGGUCUGUCAUCUAUGUGGCGUGCACUGCAAGACCCCCACCCAGCUUCAGGGGCACAUGGGCACCCACAACAACAACCAGGGUGCUCCCAGCCCCGUCACAUCCAAUGUGGCUGCCAGUAGCUCCGUCUCCCUUAGCAACAUGGUGACGGCGCCCACCGUCUACGUCACUGGCGGCACAGUUGUGGACCUGCUGGUCACAGACUGCUCUAGCAUUGCAGUACCACAGACACACAGCUAGCAGGGGAGAACGCCGCGGAUGAGCUUCAUCUCUGGAUCAGUUCGCACCUAGUGAUUCAAGUAUGGAGACUGGUCACUCGGGCAGUUAUUAUGUCACAAACGGAUGAAUUCUAUUGCUGCAGCAGUUUCAUUAACACUAACGACAAACAUGGAUGUGUCAUCAAUAUUUCCAAAUGCUCUGAAGCAUUUUUAACUGUGGUAUUAUGACCAUCUGCUGUAUUACUUUUCUCUCCCCCUCCUUGCCACUGCGACGUCGGAUGCUCCAAACAAGUGCGCCAAGUACUGUAUAUCUCACACCAGCUCUCGACAUACCUCCAUUUUGUAGCAGACUAACCAAGAACUCUACCUGCUUGAGUUGAGUAACACAAGGUCAGAGCUCUUUAGAGUCCACGGAUCUGGAGGAGUGAUCUAAAGCCACAGUAGAUGGCAAGUAGUGCGAAUGUGUGUGUGUGUGUGUGUGUGCGCUGAAGCAUGAAAACUUGCUGAAUUAAAACAAACUCCUGAUGUGCAAAGCGGUAGCACAGGUUUCUUUUCUGCUGAGGGAGAAGGGAGCACGUAGAUCAAAACGCAAGGUUGUGAUAAGCCGACUGUCUUGAAGGGUACAGAGUCCAGAUUGUCGUAUUCAGUGUCAAGCACCUUAAAUCAUUCUUGUUGGAUACAGUGAGGAUCAAAAUGGGUUAGAAAGUCCUGGGUCGUCUUACGCUGUGUCUUCCUUACUGGGUCUGGCCAUGAAAAUAUAUCGACUGUGCGUUUAACACUUCAGCUUAAGACAUGACAACUCUUGCACACAAAUGACUACAUUUUUGCAUGGAAACAGGCUUUUUGCGCUUAUUAUUGGUAGCCACCUGUAGGAGUUCCAAAAAGCUGGGAGGCUAUGAUUAAAAAGUUGUUGAUUUUAAUGUUUUUUUUUUAAAAAGAGUCAUUAUUGGCCAUUCAUUCAAACAAUAUUUGCCAUUGUCCUUGGGUUUCUCCUCUACCAGUCCAUCGGGGGAAUCUUUAGAUUUAGUUGUCCAACUCUGUAUAGCACAUCAUGUUUGGAAUGCAAGGUAGUGUCGUUCAACAUCAUGAGAAGAACGGUUGGUUACUUUGAGUUGCUGUUGUUUUUAUUGUGGAAAACGUGUGCAGACUGUUGGUCUUCCGAAGGUCAACACCUUGACUUGACUGUAAACAAGUCCUGGUUUCGUACUGGAGUGGUUUGUUUUGUGUGAUUAUGUUACUCCGAGUCUUCUUUUUUUUCUUCUUCUUCAAUUCUUUUUACUUGUUGAUAUGUGUUCUUCCUGUUAAGAAAGUAGCAAUCUAUCACACACGAUUUUUAGAUUUCUUCAGUUACACUAAGAUAAAAAAAUAAUAAUACCUCUAUUCUAGGAUUCUGUAUAGCUCUUGUGAUACAUCUUAAUGCCUUAUUGUACUCAACUGCAUUUAAUUCUUUUAUGAGAUAUUUCAAAUCUUAGUCAUGGAUUCAUUAAGAAUAUUAAUGGGAUGUAUUUAUAUUUAUAUUUUUAUAUUUCUCAACAAUAUGCAUGUCUGAAAUGUUGGAGCAAAAAAAAGAAAAAAACUCAAUGAUGCUUAUUACAUCAAUAUUAGGUUCUUUUGUAGCAGUAGAGGUCAUGUUAUUAUUUUGUAAUUUGGAAAUUAAAAGUGAAAAUGAUCAAACAGAUUCUGUGUUUGGUGCUGAUUUGUAAGAUGGGCUGUUGUGACGAAUAAAAGC